UAAAAACACCUCUUCUGUCUCUCUCUCUCACUCACAGCACAGCUGAGUGAUACUGAUAGCCCCCACCCAUUUACCAUUUACGACUUUCCAAAGAAGGUGAGCUUGCUUCUCCUUCAUGGCAACGCUCCGAUUCUCAGCGCCGGCCUCCGAAUUGACCUCUGCGUCCUCCAUUUCCGUCGGUGUUUCCCCAUUGCCCUGCAAAAGCUUCUUUCUCUCUCGCUCCCGCUUUAAUUCCAGGAAGCAGAGGAAUGGGGCGGUUUGCUGCUCCUUUAUUCCUUCUGAAUCCGCUAGGAUUAAGGUUGUUGGUGUCGGAGGAGGUGGGAAUAAUGCCGUUAAUCGCAUGAUUGGCAGCGGCUUACAGGGAGUGGACUUCUAUGCCAUAAACACAGAUGCUCAGGCCCUAGUGCAAUCUUCCGCUGAGAAUCCUAUUCAGAUUGGAGAGCUUUUGACUCGUGGACUUGGCACUGGUGGCAACCCACUUUUGGGUGAGCAGGCUGCAGAGGAAUCAAAGGAAGCUAUUGCAAAUGCUCUCAAGGGAUCAGAUAUGGUGUUCAUAACGGCAGGAAUGGGUGGUGGCACUGGCUCUGGUGCCGCCCCAGUUGUUGCACAAGUAUCAAAGGAAGCCGGGUACUUGACUGUGGGUGUUGUUACCUACCCAUUCAGUUUUGAAGGACGUAAAAGAUCAAUGCAGGCUCUAGAAGCAAUUGAAAAGCUCCAGAAAAAUGUUGAUACACUUAUAGUGAUUCCAAAUGAUCGUCUCCUAGAUAUCGCUGAUGAACAGACUCCUCUUCAAGAUGCUUUCCUUCUAGCGGACGAUGUGCUCCGGCAAGGUGUUCAGGGAAUAUCCGAUAUAAUCACAAUACCCGGUUUGGUAAAUGUGGACUUUGCAGAUGUCAAGGCAGUCAUGAAGGACUCCGGCACUGCUAUGCUCGGGAUUGGUGUUUCCUCAAGCAAGAACCGUGCUGAAGAAGCAGCUGAACAAGCAACUUUGGCUCCAUUAAUUGGCUCUUCUAUUCAAUCCGCCACUGGAGUCGUAUACAAUAUAACCGGCGGCAAGGAUAUAACACUGCAAGAAGUGAAUAGGGUGUCACAGGUCGUCACGAGUUUGGCAGAUCCUUCAGCAAACAUUAUAUUUGGCGCAGUCGUGGAUGAACGAUACAAUGGGGAAAUCCAUGUGACUAUUAUUGCCACCGGUUUCGCUCAGUCGUUUCAGAAGACACUCCUGACUGAUCCAAGGGGAGCUAAGCUAUCGAACAAAGGCGCUGCCACUGGGAGCCUGGAGAACAUAAAAUCACCGGUCGCCCUGAAUUCUUCUCCUCCCUCUACUGCCAAUACUUCCAGGAGGCUCUUUUUCUAGCCUUGUUUCUUAUUAAAUUUGGUCGUUUCUUUAUCUUUACUGUCACUCAAUUAGGUUAGUUGGUUGCUAUGCUGUAUGGUUCUUGAUUGGACUGCACAAUUUCUUCUGUUUUUACUUCUUGCUGAUGGAAAUGAGUUGGAAAUUGUUCA
Molecule: messenger RNA, 1506 nt
Organism: Andrographis paniculata
Lineage: Eukaryota; Viridiplantae; Streptophyta; Magnoliopsida; Lamiales; Acanthaceae
Product: cell division protein FtsZ homolog 1, chloroplastic
Exons: 6
Coding region: 116-1357 (413 amino acids)
Biological process (GO): cell division; chloroplast fission; microtubule-based process
Cellular component (GO): cytoplasm; chloroplast; cell division site
Molecular function (GO): GTP binding; GTPase activity
Source: RefSeq, a predicted model, not a curated record